Messenger RNA from Tigriopus californicus, 2786 nucleotides. RefSeq names its product transcription factor SOX-7-like. The transcript has 2 exons. The record is from RefSeq and is a predicted model, not a curated record. Lineage: Eukaryota; Metazoa; Arthropoda; Copepoda; Harpacticoida; Harpacticidae. The coding region runs from base 469 to 1623 and encodes 384 amino acids. Gene Ontology annotation, molecular function: DNA-binding transcription factor activity, RNA polymerase II-specific; RNA polymerase II cis-regulatory region sequence-specific DNA binding. Gene Ontology annotation, biological process: cell differentiation; regulation of DNA-templated transcription; anatomical structure morphogenesis.
CGAAGUCCAAGCGAGAGGAAGCGACGCAAGGAGAGCGAGGGCUGUUUUACGCAAAACAAUCCUACUACUCCUCGGUUCCGACGCUUUUUCUUUCGUUUUAGGCUCACAAAAUGAUAGCAAACACUUUGGAAAGAGGUUAGUCUCAGCUCUGGUGCUGACGCGAUCACAAGCAGAAUCGUCCGUUCUGUCCCCGAACUUGUGGGAACAUUGCCGAAAAAGCACGUGUUUCAUAAACAUUGAUUGAACUGAUUCGAACCUGACUGGAAAGAGACAGCAAGUGGUCACGGGUUCGACAACUGGCCACGGCUACCACUACUAUCUGGAGAAAUCGGAGAGAUUGUUGCUUCUCAUCCCGAAUUUGGAGACUAGUUGUUCACUGGAGAUCCCUUCCCACACACUCCUUGCGAGUAUAAAAAAAAAACUUUUAAAGAGAUUAUCAAUCUGAACAUUCUUGUGCAAUCUCAAAACAUGAUCGAUAUCAGAGCUCGAAUCAUGGAGGUGGUCGAGCCCAAGCCUCUCAUCCUCCCCUCCAUGACCAUCAGCAACACAACCAAAACGCCCUAUUCAGAUGCCACACAGACGAAGAAGCAUCCGCCCAAUCACAUUAAACGCCCCAUGAAUGCAUUCAUGGUCUGGUCUCAGAUGGAGCGAAGGAAAAUUAUCGAGGUCACUCCAGACAAGCACAAUGCCGAGAUUUCCAAGGAGUUGGGCCGACGAUGGAAGCUCUUAACGGCCGAGGCCAGACAGCCUUUCAUCGAUGAAGCCGACAGAUUGAGACUCCUGCAUCAGAAAGAGUAUCCCGAUUACAAGUACAAGCCAAAGAAGAAGCCCAAAGGCCAGACUGAACACGGUCUUGGGCAGGUCAACGAGAAGUCAAGAAACCUCAAACGCAGGUACCGCAGACAGAGGAAAGAAGUGAAUGAAAAGUCAGCUAUCGAAUUCUUGACCCACGAGGGGGAUGACGCACCCUCCCCGCCCGCUCUGCCCUUGUCAGUGACCCAAUUGAACGCUCGGGUCCCCACCAGUCCCGGUUGUCCCAGCCCGGAAUCCGCCGAUGGGGGAUUCUACGAGAUGAGUCCCAAUGCCUCUCCUGGAGACCGCGGUCUCGCCACGCCACCCGUGCAAGCCAAUUUUGAUGAUCUAGUCGACCAAAGAACCACCAGCUGCACCUACAAUGAGGAAGAGCUCAAUGAACUGGGACUGAACUCGAUGGACACGGGACCGGCCAGUUUGACCAAGGCUGAGAUUUCGGUGGCCAUCGAUGACCUCGAACCAACCAUUUGGUCUGGCUUGUUUGACAUCGCGAUCGAACCCAUUCAACCAUCACCUUGCACCCUCCUUACACCCACCCAGUCUCCGGACCGUCGCGAGACUCAGCAUCAACAACAUCAGCCUCAACAAGUCAAUCCUCACCACCAACAGCCACAACAGCAAGGCCAAUCACUAUUGCAGCAAUCACUUCAUUGCGGAGGGGAUUUCUACCUGGAUGACGACGACACGUGUGUCAUGUUCCGGCACCUCACGGCCUCCCACAGUAACAACCUCAACUCCCAUCUUGGUGAACCUGAUAUUGACCUCAGCGACGUGGACUCGUCUUUGGCCUCCCUGAUCAAUUCUGAAUAGUGACGGGCACCGAAAGCACACCAUAACAUACACAUACACACAAUAUACCAGUUUCUGGUCAUGUUUCUUUUUCUAUGAAAACUAGAGUAGACAUUCAUAUUUUUAGUCCCUGUCUUUUUAGUUUUCUGCCCCUCUCUCGUGUUUAAAAAACACUUGCGAUGUGAAUACAAAGAUAAUUCAUACAUACCUUCGGCUUGCUUUAAGAAUCCAAUACCGUUCCCUUGAAUCAAAAUAUCGUAUUUUAUAUCAGCUUUAUAUCUUUUAUCACGCCUGCAUCAAAAAAAAGCACAGGCUCGAAAUUUGAACUGCUCAUAACACCACAACAACCAACAACCAACCAUGCACACACACUCACUCAAUUGAUGAAAUGUCAAUAUCCAAAAUGAACCCGGAACCUCUAAGUGUUUAAAGAUUUUAAAAGAAAACCACCUUGAACUGCAAUGAAUGAAGAAUAUCCACCUCAAUAACGAAGAUGAACUACCCUGUUGACACUUUCAGAUAAUUUUAUUGAUACAAUACCGAUGAGAUGAGCGUCAAAUUCAAGCUAUCGUUGUGUAGUAAUGCGUAGAAGAGAAGCUCAUGAUAUUAUUACUUACAGUACAUACCACAAAUCGAGUGUAAGUAAGUAAGGGUGAAUCACAUAUUCUUUUUCUAUAAAUAAUUAUCAAUAUUUUUCUCACACAUGUAAAACAGCCCCGAGUGAAAGCCCCUCCAGUCUUUUUGAUGAAAGCACAAUAUUAUUUUUUCGAGUCUAGUUUUUUGCCAUGUGUGUGAGAGUUCCUUUCUACCUGAAAAUGUUGCUUCAAUUAUUAUUAUCAUCAUCAUCAUCAUCAUCAUCAUAAACAACAUUGUCCUCAUUACUCUGAUUGGCAUUACUCUAAACCAGUUCAAAGAAAGACAAGCCACUUUAUUUUUUGCUACAAACUCGAAUCUGGCAUUAUGACCCCAUCCCAUCCCUACAUUCUCUAUGUCUAAGGUUUCUACCUGAUUGGACACACGUGAUUAUUGUUGGGUUUCAAAUCACUCUACACUCUCCGACAACACCAACUUUUACACCUCUUUAUAUUGAUACCAAUGCGAAGUUAUUUUGUUGAUGAUAUUAUUAUUAUACCACUAUUAUAACUGCUUAAGUUUCUUUGAAAUAUAUUUGUGGUUAUUUCUUA